GGUUAACUGAAAAGAAUUUUUUUCCCCCUUAUUUUAUUUGUAUAUAUAUGUGUUUAUUGUUUCUCCAUUCUCUUCUGUGCCAUUGGAUUGAUAAACUUAUUUGAGCCAUUUACCGUUUCUUUAAAGGGACAGUUUAGCCUCGUUAUUGGUUUUAGUGGUAGUUUUUAGUGGUGUUUUGGGUUGAUGACGAUCAAACAAAAGACAAGAAUCAAUUCAAUACAGUCACGGUUAUCUCUUCACAACAAUUGGUCCUCUUCGUAACCUCACCACUAGAUGCUGCUGCACCUCUCGACAGCUCUGUGGCAGAAUCAACGACACGCCAGUCCCACAGUGCCCUCUACAGGUUGAUAGGAGUUGAACACCGAGGACAACGCUCGUCCCCAUAGAGACAGGCUCCCACAAACAGGGCUGUCCUUCGCUGUGAGCCGAUGCUGAGACCGCCGACCUUCGGGCUUCAGCGAACACGCAGAGAACCGUAUUCCGGACGAUUCGUUUUCAUUUGUUUUUACCGCUAAACAUUGUCACCAGGAUUACAAUCGAGCCGCCGGCGCAGCGUUAUCCUAACAGGCCGGAGAUUUAUCCGUGUGGCCACUGCCUGAUUCCGGUCAGGGAGGAGUCUGUAUCCGUUAUUCUCCAGCGUCAGCCGAGGCUGCAGGCCACCAGCAGCUGCAGCAUGUCGGUGAUUUAACAACAUUCAUCUCCGAGCUUUGCAGAAGAAAACCCCCCAAUGAGCUCGUAGAGGAUGGAUGUGGAGGUGAUAGGUGCAGGCAGGGCUAGCACCUGGAGGAGAGGAGCAGAAGAUGAAGAGGAGGAGGAGGAUGCCGGAGGUGGUGUUGGUGGAGGAGGAGGAGGAGGAGGAGGAGGUGUGGAGGCUCAAAGUGUACCUCUGGAUCUCUACGACUCUGCCCGAGCCAAAAUAGAAGCGAAUCUCCGUUGGCUGUUUGCCAAAGCCUACGGUAUCGACAACAUCCCUCCAGACCUUCAGGACCCUUUCUACACCGACCAGUACGAGCAGGAACACAUCAAACCCCCCAUCAUUCACCUUCUGCUGUCUGGAGAGCUCUACUGCCGGGUGUGUGGCCUCAUCCUGCACGCUGAGCAGGCCGCCUCGCUCCAGAGCCACCAGUCUGUCCUCCAGGCCUUGUCCAGGAAAGGCAUUUAUGUCCUUGAGAGUGACAACACGCAGGUUUCUGACGUGGACCUCAGCUCAGCUCCUAUAAAGAUGAGCUCCCACGUCCACCUCAUCGAUGCCCUCAUGAUGGCUUACAUGGUGGAGAUGAUCAGCAUAGAGAAGGUGGUCUCCAGUGUCAAGCGCUUUUCAAACCUCAGUGCCUCCAAGGAGCUGCCUUUGGACCUGGAAGACGCCAUGGUCUUUUGGAUCAACAAGGUGAACAUGAAGAUGAAGGAGAUGACAGAAAAAGAGCUGAAGAUGAAGCAGCACCUGCUGGAACCAUCUGGUCACCAGAAGUCUCCCUCCAAAUGGUACUGGAAGCUUGUACCUGUGCGAUACCGCAGAGAUCACCUGUCAGGUCGCGCUCUUCAACACUUCCCCCUGCUGGACGACUUGUUGAAGGACGUGUGCGAUGGCAUGGCUCUGCUGGCUCUGAUUCACUUCUACUGUCCAGACCUAAUCAGACUGGAAGAUAUCUGUCUAAAGGAGGUCCCUUCCAUAGCUGACAGCCUGUACAACAUCGAGUUACUCAGGGAGUUCUCUAACAGUUACCUGAACAGAUGUUUCUGCCUGAAGCCUGAGGACGUGCUGUAUUCUCCACCAGUCCUGAAGAAUAACGUGAUGGUCUUCAUUGCUGAACUGUUUUGGUGGUUUGAGAGUGUGAAGCCAGGCUUCGUGCAGCCCAGAGGCCUCCAGGAAAUUAGAGAUGCGAGGUUGCUGCUGAAGCCCAAAGGUGCUCAAUCCCAAGUAUCCAGCUCUAACGUCACAAAAAGUGCUUUCAUGUCAUCGUCGAACUCGGCUGACGUCUUGACUGAACCCACAGGUCCUGACCUCAGCAUCAAAUCAGGCUCGCUGAGCCCGUCUCAGUCUUCGGUGCCCUUCAGACAGAGGCAACAAAAAACGCUGGAGGAAAAUUUAGAUCCUAGAAACAGGUCGUACUCCGUGACACGUGGGGACGGUCAGCACCUGGGCUCAGUAGGGGUGUGGCCAGAGAGGAGGCCGAGGCCUUUGUCCCAGCCGGUGCCGUACGCCUUACAUUAUCCAGUAGAGGACGACGUCGACAGUUUAAGCCUGGCUCGCUCCAUCAGUAAGGACAGCCUGUCCUCAAACAUCUUGAGCAUGACCCCCAAACACAUGCUGGGGUCAGGUGCCCAUCGCUCCCACCACAGACUCAGUGGUCAGAGUCUUCUCAGUCACAUGCGCAUCGAGGACGAAGAGGAGGAAAUAGAGGAGGAGGAGCUCGUGGCCGUCAUACAUCCUCACGAACUUUCACAACAACGACUGUCACACCAAGCUUUCACACCAUCACGUCAGGUCAACAGCUGCUACACGGAGCCCCUGAUGCCUGCCGUUCUGAAGCCAGCCAAAGAGAAGAGUAUUAGCCUGAACAAGCAGGAGGAAAGUGGUGAGAGUCCACUCAGAACGCUAAGAGCUGCUCGGAGAGCGGUCAGUAACGCCACGUCCCCCUCAGAGAACAAACCUCCCAUCGCUGACUCGAGUAGAAACACCUUCACGCCAAUUACUGCUGCAGAACCGUUGAGUGGCCCCCUCAGACUGCCCCCUGAGAGAAGGGCAGUUAUUUCACCAUCUGAAGAAAAACAACCCCAAGGUUUCUUCCUUCAUUUGUCGGCCGAGUCAGACUACAAAAGCCCUUACUCCUCUACCUUGGAGGUAGGGUACGACUCUGACUCAGACAUUGCCGACCUUGAAGAAGAUGAAGAGGAAGAUGAUGAGCUGGGGAUAACCAGAGAAGUCAAAAAGAUGGAAAAGGAAAAGGGCUCAGGAGCGAUAAAGGGUUUUGAAUCAGGAGAAGGUGAAUCAGCGAAGCUGAGAGAAGACUCCAAGGUGACGGAGAGAGAUGACAAGGAGGAUGGCAGUGGAUGUUCAAGUCCGUGUCUCAGUACCAUAUCCUGGGCAAGCAGCUGCAGCGCUUCAGGCAGCGUGGGUGUGAGGAUGACCAGCUUUGCGGAGAGAAAGCUUCUAAAACUGGGUCUCUGUGAGGGAGUUUCCAGCACCAGCAGUUCCCAGAAGACCACACCAGACGGUUCAGAGUUCACCUCUGGCCUUCCUUGGCAUCUCAAGGUCGACAGUUGUUUAGGAAAGGACUCGAACGUGGAGGAGAAACUCCAGAUAAUGCCUUCGGAGCUGCUGCAACUUCACAUGCAGCUGGAAGAACAAAGACGUGCAAUAGAACAUCAAAAGAAGAAGAUGGAGACCCUGUCGGCGUGUCAGAGACUGAAGCUGGGGAAAGCUGCCUUCUUGAACAUCGUGAAGAAGGGCGCAGGAAAAAGUGACACUCUUCCUCUGCCGCUGAGACAGCCCUCAAAACUCACCACGGCCAGAGUGAGGAGUCAGCUGUGCCGGGACGACUCCUGUCUGGAUACGCUGAAGGCUGAGGUGAGGACAAGUCAACCAGAGAGUAGACAACUACACAAAGACACAGGGAACGCCCUGACUCAAGGUUCAUCCGAGAGCGGCUUGAACGAAUGUUCUCGAUCGAUCGAUCUCCUCAACGAAGCCAUCAGCUCAAUCCAGGAGCAGAUGCUGCAACUGUCCGCGCAGCAAAACCUGCUGAUGAAGAAAAACGUGGCCUCACCAACAGAAUGUGGACAAUCUGGGCCUAGCACAACCCCCACCGAGACACAAACGACUCCCCCUACCUCAGACCCCAGAUCCUUUUCCGUCCACUUCGACAUCUGUGACAACAGCUCUUUUCCCGUGGGCCGUCCUCCCAGGCUCAGCUCCAGCCUCCGUGGCAAAGCUACGAACAGAAAACCAAACAAAGAGAAGAGCCAGCAGGGCGUGAACAGCAACUCUAGUUUACAGACGUCAGAAAGUACGCCCUCCUCCAGUGAGAGCAUUAGUGGAGACCAGGAAACGGGCUCUGGUGGGGAGAGCUCCAGGUCCGAGGGAGGGAUCCAGAGGAACUCCACCUUCAGAGUCACUGAGGAACAGAGUGACAUCUCCAGGAAUCUUCCACAGGCUGCAGGAUCAAAAGACAACGAGGGUGACGACUCAAGAAAAGAGGCUUUGGGUGGGGACGAGAGUUCCAGGAUCAAAGGUCAACUGAUUGAAGUGGAUCUGUCAGAGCUUAAGGAAUCCAGGGAGAACGGUGGUCCAGACUCCACAGCAGAGGGGGAGCAGAAGAAUUCGCUGGGAUUCUUUUUUAAGGAUGAAGAGAAGGCAGAAGACGAAAUGGCCAAACGUCGCGCUGCCUUCCUGCUCAAACAGCAGCGCAAAGCUGAAGAGGCCAGGCUUCGCAAACAACAGCAGGAGUCCGAGAGUGAGCUCAGACGUGACGAGGCCAGGCGUAAGGCGGAGGAGGACCGCAUUCGUAAGGAGGAGGAGAAGGCGCGGCGCGAGCUGAUAAAGCAGGAGUACCUGCAGAGAAAGCAGCAGGCACUGAUUGAGGAGCAGGGUCUCGCCAAACCUCGACCGCGAACCAAGUCACGCAAGCACCGGCCGAAGUCUCUCCACCGAGAGGAAUUCAACAGCCUCACCAAAGGAGGCACCGCGCGUAUGAAGACAAUCGAUCUGAGCUGCAGUCAUCGAGGAUCGACUCUGUCUUUGGCGACCGAAGCCGACAGCGUCAUCUCUGGAGAUGCAGAAUCACAAAGGGCUGGAUCUGUGUGCUCCGUGGAGUCGUUCCCUGUGCUCAGUAGGGCGUCCAGCAGGAACAUGGAGCGCGNNGGUUCCAUAGCUUCGUCCAUCACUUCAUCAGAAUACAGUGGUCCUAAACUCUUCAAGGAGCCGAGCUCCAAGUCCAACAAGCCGAUCAUCAUCAAUGCCAUCGCUCACUGCUGCCUGGCUGGAAAAGUUAACGAGACGCAGAAGAAUGUUAUUCUCGAGGAGCUGGAGAAGUGCGAGUCCAACCACCUAAUCAUCCUGUUCCGUGAUGGCGGAUGUCAGUUCAGGGCCAUUUACGCGUACUCUCCAGAGACGGAGGAGAUCAUCAAAUUCACAGGCACCGGACCUCGAUCCAUCACCCACAAGAUGGUGGACAAGGUCUACAAAUACAGCUCCGACCGAAAACAGUUCACCAUCAUCCCUGCCAAGAGUGUGUCGGUCAGCGUGGACGCUCUGACCAUCCACAAUCACCUGUGGCAGGUCAAGAGAACAGGCAGUGCACUGAGGAAGUGACGGAAACAAGUUGAUGGAACGUUUUUACAGAUUGUUUUCACUGUUGGGCAGGACCCAAUGAUGUGGGAGAUGAUUGACAUGUGAUGAGGGAGGGGAGACGUCAGAUGUCAGAACACACAGAGCACCUGUCAUUUGAAAACACACUUUCUUUUCCUUUUUAAUCGAAUCGUCUUAUUUUGCAUGAAACACAGUUACAUGAUGGCGUGUACGUCGUGGAUGUAAAACUAAUGAUGAAGAGGAAAACAGACUCCGGCGCUGAAUACUACUGAAUACUCCUGAAUACUCCUGAAUACUACUGAAUACUCCUGAAUACUCCUCCAGUGGUACCAAGCAUAACUACAGACUGGCUGCAGAACAAAAACACUUUCCAUGUAUUGUAACAUUUGCAGUUUCAGCUUGGCAAAAAAACAACAAAAAAAAAAAAACCCAGAAAAACAGCCCAGCAGUUUACAGUUUAUUUGCUGGUAAUUCCUACUGUUCAGUACUUUUUUAAUGAAAGUGAGAGAUGGAUGUUUGUCUUCUGUUUCCUUUUCUAUACCGUGUGUGUUUGGGGAAGUGUGUGAGUGUUGGUGCCAGGGUACAGGACAGUUGGUGUCAGUGUUUAUUGUACUCUCCUGCUAACGCUUUGAAACUUUUGUCCUGCAACGGAUCAACAGAGCAAAGCAACACAACAUGUUUUUUUUUUUUUGAAGGCGCACUAAUUGUUACGAGUAUUAUUCCAUACAAAAGAGCUUCUCAGACCUGUUAUUUAUUAUUGAUGAUGAGCGGUGCACUACGUCGUAUUAAAGUGAAUUCCAGCAGCCAUGUAAACGGCCUGAGGUUCCUGGAUGGCUCUUUACUGCUGCUCCACAUUGAACUGAGCUGUUUGCUGCUCCUCACCUGCUCACUAGUCUGCGGUGGGCAUGAAAUUUUAAUGUAGCUUCUGGCGUCGGCACUCGUGCGGUAAUGUCCCUGUAAUGACUGACCGAGCAGCUGGUAUAUUGUUUGGAGGAAGAAAAAAAAAACUGCACAAUUUUUUUGAUAUUUGUUUUGCUGCAUUUUGUACAUUUUUGGUUGUUAUUUUCAGUGGUUCGUUAUGUUUAUGUUGUUUUGUUGUUUUAUGUUUAUUUAUUUUGAAGCGAAAUAAUAAAAUCCGACUAGAUUUGUUUUCUUGCUAAA
Cynoglossus semilaevis (tongue sole) is the source of this 6469-nucleotide messenger RNA. RefSeq names its product calmodulin regulated spectrin-associated protein 1a (gene camsap1a). The record is from RefSeq and is a predicted model, not a curated record. Gene Ontology annotation, molecular function: spectrin binding; microtubule minus-end binding; calmodulin binding. Gene Ontology annotation, cellular component: microtubule minus-end. Gene Ontology annotation, biological process: cytoplasmic microtubule organization; neuron projection development; negative regulation of microtubule depolymerization. NCBI's taxonomy places the organism in Eukaryota, Metazoa, Chordata, Actinopteri, Pleuronectiformes, Cynoglossidae.